Messenger RNA from Cantharellus anzutake, 775 nucleotides. RefSeq lists its product as uncharacterized. The record is from RefSeq and is a predicted model, not a curated record. The transcript has 2 exons. NCBI's taxonomy places the organism in Eukaryota, Fungi, Basidiomycota, Agaricomycetes, Cantharellales, Hydnaceae. Bases 128 to 712 code for a protein of 194 amino acids.
UGAGCCGCAAACCAGUCUUAUAUACCGCCAGGAUGAAUAUAUUGGCCGAUCCUUCUCGUUUUGAACACGUUGCAACCCCCCCACACACGCACACAACUGCGGACACAUGGUGGAAACCACGAAAUAGAUGACUCGUGCAUGGUCCCGAGUAUUCCUGGGCCAAAAUCAACAUAAUGAACGCGACGUCGCCCAUGGUUUGCACAAUAUCUUCAUCAGUUCGCAACCUCCCUGUUGUGCAAUGGUCCGCCACCGACCAAAUUAUUGCGUCCCCACUAUAAUCGGAUACUUGGUGCUAUCCAACCUCAACGCAGAAUUCCAUAAAUCCCCAGCCGUCACCGAAGUCGAUUCGUUUAGGAUUAUAUCUAAUCUCCGAUCAGCCGCGUCUUGUCCGGUGAUAUAUCGUUAUCCUAUAUCACAAACCGAUCUCUCAUCCCUCCACUAUACCUCAACUCCGCUUUUGUUUCUCUGCACACCUUGGUGUCUGACGCCAUUUUGGCUACUCCUUUCCCCACUCUCAUAUCCCAAAUCCGUGAUUCGACAGUCGUCCUUAAGCCUUGCGCGAGUUUCAGUCAGUCUUCCGGACUUUACGCGAGAAGGACGUCGAUUGGUCACCGAAGAGUGUACUGUAUAUAGCCGAGCCGCCACUUCUAUUGUCGGAUGUGAGGGUUCGGGUCUGUCUGUCAGGUCACAGCAGCUCAAGAUUGAAAUAUAACAUAUACACAACAUGGGUAAUGGAGGACAUUGCACUGGCAUACCAACUCUUAAGUGGGCGCCA